This is a messenger RNA of Ochotona curzoniae (black-lipped pika), 1713 nucleotides long. RefSeq names its product carboxylesterase 3-like. The record is from RefSeq and is a predicted model, not a curated record. NCBI's taxonomy places the organism in Eukaryota, Metazoa, Chordata, Mammalia, Lagomorpha, Ochotonidae. The transcript is spliced from 13 exons.
AUGGGAACCGUGGGCAGAGCUCGGCCCAGUGUCCUACUCUGGGUGGCCUGUCUGCUCCUGGUGCUUCCCAUCAAGGCCACAGAGCCACAAGUCACUCAGCCAGAAGUGGACACGCCUCUUGGCCGGCUGCGAGGCCAGCAAGUGGCCGUGAAGGGCACAAACCGCCUGGUGAAUGUCUUCCUGGGCAUCCCAUUCGCCCAGCCCCCAGUGGGACACAUCCGGUUCUCAGCCCCAUUCCCGGCCCAGCCCUGGGAGGGUGUGCGGGAUGCCAGUCAUGCACCCCCCAUGUGCCUGCAGGAUGUGGAGAGAAUGAACAAUGGCAGAUUCACAGUCAAUGGAGAGCAUCAUGUCUUCCCCAUCUCAGAGGACUGCCUGACCCUCAACAUUUACAGCCCCGCCGAGGCUGCCACUGGGACCGGGAGGCCAGUCAUGGUGUGGAUCCACGGGGGCUCCCUGGUGGUUGGCUCAGCCACAUCCCAGGACGGCUCAGCCCUGGCUGCCUAUGGAGACGUGGUGGUGGUCACAGUCCAGUACCGUCUGGGCAUCCUCGGCUUCUUCAGAUGAGUUAGCAGCACUGGGGACAGGCACGCACCUGGCAACCAGGGCUUACUGGAUGUGGUGGCAGCUCUGCGCUGGGUGCAGGGCAGCAUCGGCUCCUUUGGAGGGGAUCGUGACUGUAUCACCAUCUUUGGCGGCUCUGCAGGGGCCAGCAUCGUCUCGGCUCUGGUCCUGUCUCCCAUGGCCACAGGAUUGUUCCACAGAGCCAUUGCCCAGAGUGGGGUUAUCAGCAUUCCAAGGUUGAUAGACCUGGACCCGUGGCUUAAAGCUCAGAAUACGGCCAAGUCCCUGGCCUGCAGCUCCACCUCCCCGGCUGAGAUGCUCGAGUGUCUGAGGCAGAAGGAAGGAAAGGAGCUGAUUUCGUCCAAGCCUGGGAGUUUUUCCACCUGCACAGUUGAUGGCGUCUUCUUCCCUCAAAAUCCCCAGGAGCUCCUGCAAGACCAGAAGUUCCGCCCCGUGCCCUUCCUCCUGGGCAUCAACAAUCACGAGUUUGGCUGGCUCAUCCCCAGGGCCUGGGGGUUGCUGGAUAAGCUGGAACAGUUAAGCCGAGAGGAAAUGCUGUCCUAUGCGAAGCCCUUCUUGACCUAUCUGGACGUGCCCCCUGAGCUGAUGUCAACCAUCAUAGACGAAUACCUAGACAGGGCCUCAGAUGCACAGGCCAGGCGCCACGCCUUCCAGGACAUGAUCGGCGACAUGCUCAUCUACUUCCCUGUCUUCAAUUUCUCAAGAAAUCUCCAAGAUUCCGGGGCUCCCAUUUAUUUCUAUGAGUUCCAGCAUCGCCCCAGCUGUUUUGCAAAGAUCAAACCAGACUGGGUACGAGCUGACCACGCAGUUGAAAGUGCCUUCAUGUUCGGGGGACCCUUCCUCAUGGAUGAGGGCUCCCAGCUGGAAGCCACAGAGGAGGAGAAACAACUCAGCCUCACCAUGAUGGCCCAGUGGGCCCACUUUGCCAGGACAGGGGACCCCAACGGCCAGGGGCUGCCUCUUUGGCCCCAGUUCAACCAAUCGGAGCAGUACCUGGAGAUUGGCCUAGUGUCGCGUGUCAGGCAGAAGCCCCGGGAGGCCCACAUGCGGUUCUGGAGACAGACACUCCCCAGCAAGAUCCGACAGUGGCGCCAGAAGCAGAGGGGCAAGAAGCCCCCGGAGGAGCUGUGA